This is a messenger RNA of Fomitopsis serialis, 1557 nucleotides long. RefSeq lists its product as uncharacterized. The transcript is spliced from 6 exons. Lineage: Eukaryota; Fungi; Basidiomycota; Agaricomycetes; Polyporales; Fomitopsidaceae. The coding region runs from base 1 to 1557 and encodes 518 amino acids. The record is from RefSeq and is a predicted model, not a curated record.
AUGAGGGCUUGCCAAGCGCAGCCGCAGGAGGCAAGGCGGUUGGCAUUGAGGGACGCACUGGAGGCGGCGGAGAAGCCCCCGAACUUCAAGGGAUGGCUCUUUCCUGGGGCUAUCAAGUCGGCAUUUGGGGAGUAUUCGUUGCCGCCUAGCCUCAGAGGAAAUGGACUCGAACGAAGGGUGAUAGUGGCGUUAGUAUACGUCAGGGAGGCCACAACUCCUAUCUCCCUGCCUCUGGUCGUCGAGGUAGAGGCGGGUAGGUUGCGGCUCUAUUUCCAGCAGCCGAUAACCGCGCAGGUCUUCUACGGCCUCUGCUGGUGGAGGGAUCCGUCCCUGCGGUACCGUCCCCAGGCGUUCGAUAUGUUCAACCUCGAACUCAAAACCUGGGAACGCGUCCCGGCCUCGACUCAUCGGGACAACGCGAUUUAUCUUCCCCUUCCCCUUCGCCACUUUCCCAUCUUCAAGCCGUCGUCGAUCGUGACCGCGCCACAUCCCGAGCAGUUUGCGCGCGGCGGUAGGGGUUUCAGGGCUAUUUGCUCGAUGAAGGUCGAGUUCAUCCCCCACAUCAAGCUCUUGUGGCCGCGUGGCCUGAAACACCCUCCAUUGUACGUUAAGGCGAAGUGGUCGCUACCUGCGACUUCGCGCUGUACGGCGUGCUCGAUAGUCCUUUCCAACUCGAGCAUUAUCUCACGCAGCCCCGUCUGCCCCCACCGCAAGACGAUCAAGCACAUCACCGUUCUCUGCCUGGAGGGCGAACACUUCGGCAUUCUUUUUGACUAUUGCCCAACGCUGGUGUCGUACUGGCUUCAGCCGGCGAUGCAACAGCGGGAGGCCCUGCUGGACGUGUUGACAGAGCUCGAGGACCCUCCGACGCUGGAGGGCUGGCUCUUCCCGGGGGCCAUCAAGGACUUCUACCACCCGCUGAUGAUACCGGAGUUGUUGAAGGCCGACGAUGAGGGGAAGGAGAAGGAAUUGAGGGUGGUGGAGGUGCUGGUGUUCACUGAGGACGAAUGCUUGCCCAUGUCCCUGCCCCUCAUUUCUGAGGUGACUGGGAACGUGCUGACGCUGAAGUUCUGUCAGCCCAUCACCGCCCAGGUGUUCCCUGAGCUUCCGUGGGACAGGGAACGCCAACGCCGUAAGGACAACCCGCCGGCCAAAUUCGAGUACUACGACCUCAACAGCAGGUCGUGGGUUCAGGCCCUGGCAACCACCUGGAAAGCCGGCCGCAUCAGAAUCCCUCUCCCCCUCCGCCAGCUCCCCGUCUUCAAGCGCACGGACGUGCUAGUUACGCGGAAGGAGGCCGAAGACUAUUCCCUCGGGCUCCUCCCUCUACCGCCUCUCUGCUCGAUGCUGGCGAACUUCUCGCCGCAUCUUGAGUUCCUGCGCCCUACGGACCUCAAGUACCCGCGGACCUACUCCGACGCGCAGUGGACCAUCGACAAAGAACAAGUCGCGACGUGUCCCAGCGUCUGGGACGAGGACGCUACCGCUGCUGGCUCGGAGACGGGGGAAGGCGGCGGCGAGUCAGAGGGGAAGAACGGCGACAGUUUGGAGGAGUGA